Molecule: messenger RNA, 945 nt
Organism: Saprolegnia parasitica CBS 223.65
Lineage: Eukaryota; Oomycota; Saprolegniomycetes; Saprolegniales; Saprolegniaceae
Exons: 4
Coding region: 1-945 (314 amino acids)
Biological process (GO): potassium ion import across plasma membrane; regulation of monoatomic ion transmembrane transport
Cellular component (GO): plasma membrane
Molecular function (GO): inward rectifier potassium channel activity
Source: RefSeq, a predicted model, not a curated record
AUGGAAGCCAUGCUGCACGAAGCCCUUGUCGACGAGACGACGCAUGAUGCGCGCCUUUCGAUCGGCAUGGAGAAGGAAGGGUAUGUGGCCAUGCAGGACGACGUUCCGCUCAAUGCGACGACGAUUGCGCCGCUUCAUGCUCCGUUUGCGGCGCAGUACUACUACCACCGCAUUCUGAGCGCCCACUGGCUGCCGGUCGUCGCCGAACUCAUGCUGGCGUUCCUCGCCAUCAGUGUUUUCUUUGGCUGCCUGCACUGGCUUCAGUUUGACGAAGGGCUGUACGUUCUCCACGGUCUCACCGAACACAACUCGAAGUUUGAGCUGUGCUUUUACUUGAGCGUGCAUACGCUUUCGACGAUCGGGUAUGGCACGAUUGGGCCCGCGCCCAACGACGUGUACCACAACACGAUUGUCUACACCGAGGCCAUCAUGGGGCUCACGUUUGCGGCCAUUUUCACCGGUAUUUGCUGGUCGAAAUUUGCCAAAGCCCGCGCCCACAUUCGAUUCUCAAAAUCGGUCGUCGUCACCAAUGUCUUUGGGCAGCGCUGUCUUGUGUUUCGCGCGAUGAACCUGCGCAACAUUGGCGAAGUCCGCCAGUGCCACUUCAAACUGGGGGCAUUCCUCACGGACGAGAAUGGCCACCGCCGCAUGAUGGACCUCGCGCUCGUCCAGCCGCAGUGGACCUCGAUCAACGUGCCAAUCACGCUCGUCCACUGCCUUGACGCAGCGUCGUCACCGCUCGCAACACUCUCGGAUGCCGAGCUUCACAACCUCUCGCUCCUCGCACUCUGCUCGGGGUUUGACACGACCUUUUUCGAGACCGUGUACGCCCGGCACAUGUAUUUUGGUCCGUCGAUCGUCCUUGGCAGAGACUUUCAGGACGCUGUCGCCUUGUACCCGGACCGCGUCGUCGUCGACACGGCGUGUUUUGAUUCGUUGAUUUAA